UUUCCACGAGACACCGCUCCUGCGGAUGACAGUGCGCGCGUAGUCGGGCCAGGAGCAAGGCCACGGUCGGUGUUGCACUUCCAGAGAGCCCAGUCGAGCGGUAUCGCAAUUCGCGCGAUUGCUUCUCUCUCAGCGUCGCCCGCGACGAUGACACACGCGGAUGGAACACGAUCGCUCCUCCCUUGGGUGAUCCCAGCGUGACCUUCGCCGAGGGGGUGAAGCUCACGGAGCCUUCGGAGCCAGGCGAGAUUUCGCCUGGCGGGGGUUUUCACGCGGCGAAGGAGAGGCUGACGGAAUCGCAACAAGAGAUUUUCAAGAGAUACCGAUAGGAAGCUCGAGGAGAGAGUCGGCGAAAUGGGUAUCGAGAGCGUCCUCGCAGGGAGCUUAACCACCGCCUCGAGCGGGCUGUCGUGGUUCUUCCCGGUCCUCGCCGCGGCGCUCGUCUACUUCCACUACGAAGUCCUGGACAACGAGGCGUCGCCGAUCGACGUGCCGUCGGAGGUGCUGUUGCACUCGUACGACUUCAUAGUGAUAGGCGGCGGCUCGGCAGGUGCCGCGGUGGCGAACCGCCUGUCCGAAAUCGAGAACUGGAGCGUGCUGCUGCUGGAAGCGGGCGGCGACGAGACCGAGAUCUCGGACGUGCCCCUACUCGCCGGCUACCUUCAGCUCAGCCAACUGGACUGGCAAUACAAGACCGAGCAGCAGAGCGGUGCCUGCCUAGCGAUGGUGAACAACCAGUGCAACUGGCCGAGGGGGAAAGUUAUCGGGGGCUCGUCGGUCCUGAACUACAUGCUGUACCUGCGCGGCAACCGACGGGAUUACGACACGUGGGAGAAGCAGGGCAACCCCGGCUGGGGCUGGCGCGAGGUGCUGCACUAUUUCAAGAAAUCCGAGGACAAUAAGAACCCGUACCUGGUGCAGACGCCGUAUCACGCGGAGGGCGGCUACCUGACGGUGCAGGAGGCACCGUGGCACACACCCCUGGCGGCGGCCUUCAUCCAGGCCGGCCAAGAGAUGGGCUAUGAGAAUCGCGACAUCAACGGCGAGCACCAGACCGGCUUCAUGAUCGCACAGGGCACCGUCAGACGCGGCAGCCGCUGCUCGGCCGCGAAGGCCUUCCUCAGGCCGGUCCGCCUCAGGAAGAACCUGCACGUGGCGAUGCACGCGCACGUGACCAAGGUGCUGGUGCACCCCAAGUCGAAGCGCACCUACGGCGUCGAGUUCUUCAGGGACGGCAAGGUGUUCCGUAUACGCGCGAAUAAGGAGGUCAUCGUGUCCAGCGGGUCUAUUAACUCGCCUCAACUGCUCAUGCUGUCCGGAAUAGGGCCGAAGGAGCACCUGCGAGAACUCGGGAUCCCCGUGAUCCAGGACUCUAAGGUUGGUCACAACCUCCAAGACCACGUCGCCCUGGGCGGACUCACGUUCAUGGUGAACCAGGAGAUCUCCAUGGUUCAGAAACGGCUGGAGAACACCCAGGCGGUGAUACAGUACGCCGUAUUGGGCAACGGGCCGCUGACUGUGCUGGGAGGCGUCGAGGGCCUCGCCUUCGUCAACACCAAGUACGCGAACGCGUCGUUGGACUUCCCCGACAUCGAGCUGCACUUCGUCUCCGGCUCGACCAACUCGGACGGCGGUACCCAGCUGCGCAAGGUGCACGGGCUCGCCGAGCAGUUCUACGACAAGGUGUUUGGGCCGAUCAACGACAAGGACACGUGGAGCGCGCUGCCUAUGUUGCUGCGGCCGAAGAGUCGCGGGCUCAUCAAACUGCGCAGCACGAACCCCUUCGACCACCCUCUCAUCUACCCGAACUACUUCAAGGAGCCGGAGGACAUAGCCACGCUGGUCGAGGGGGUGAAGAUCAGCGUGGCCUUGAGCAGGACAGCCGCCUUCCGGCGAUUCGGCAGCGAGCUCAACUCCAAACAGUUCCCAGGAUGCAAGCACAUCCUCAUGUACACCGAUCCUUAUUGGGAAUGCAUGAUCAGGUACUACACUGCGACCGUCUAUCACCCGGUGGGGACCUGCAAGAUGGGACCCUACUGGGAUCCCGACGCCGUGGUCGAUCCGCAGCUCAGGGUGUACGGCGUGGCCGGGCUGCGCGUCAUCGAUGCGUCGAUCAUGCCGAAUCUCGUCAGCGGAAAUACGAACGCGCCCGCCAUCAUGAUCGGCGAGAAAGGCGCCGAUAUGAUCAAGGAGUACUGGCUGAAGCGAAAGUACGGACCUGAAUUUAAUGAACGAUAAGUAGUCGCGCGCGCGAUCAACCGUGACACACGUGAAGAUUUGCGAGUGUGUGAUAACAAGAGUAAUAAAGUUAACGACACGUUGUGAACGUUGAAUUUUAUUGAGAUGUCGAGAGCUUUACGGACAACUUAUAGACGUAAUACGGAU
This is a messenger RNA of Harpegnathos saltator (Jerdon's jumping ant), 2385 nucleotides long. RefSeq names its product glucose dehydrogenase [FAD, quinone]. The transcript has 5 exons. The record is from RefSeq and is a predicted model, not a curated record. NCBI's taxonomy places the organism in Eukaryota, Metazoa, Arthropoda, Insecta, Hymenoptera, Formicidae. Bases 355 to 2238 code for a protein of 627 amino acids. Gene Ontology annotation, molecular function: oxidoreductase activity, acting on CH-OH group of donors; flavin adenine dinucleotide binding.